CCCAUUUUAAUACGCCCGUCCCUUUUUAGCUUUUAAUGCCCCGUUUUGACCGCAUAGAGAAAAGUGAACGGCAGAGAAACAACAGUGAAAGAGACGGGAGAUCUUGGAGAGGGAAGACAAGCUAUUUCACUGGAAAAAUAGCAGAGGUGAGCGAGGACCGGAGACUGAGGGGCGUAUUGUGCUUGGAGAUUUUAGAAGGUUAUCAAGCGGAUUUAUGUCGGCUGAGUUUGAUUUGGGUUUGAUUGUGGCUUUGUCGAUCUGCUGGAUUUACUCUUCUUCGGAUUUCAAAACGACCUACACUGGUUGUUUCGCUCUCUGCUUCUGUUCUCUCUGUUGCAUGUUACUCUGCUGCUUCCAGCAGAGUUUGAAUCCGGUGAACCAGUCUGUUCCGAUGCGUUUGAGACCUAAAAGGACUUGUUCUGGAGUCAAGUGUUUUGGGGGAUUUCACAUAAAUCGAUUAGAUUUUCUCUUCAUAUUCUUAAGAGGGGCUCUAACCUGACACUAGCCUGAUAAUCAGGGCUUCUCUAUUCAGUUUUCGUUUAAUUCCUCUGUUAUUUUUCUCUGCGAUUUCUGAAACUGUUCUCGGCAAUUUUUGAGGGAGGGUUUUGGUUGAGUUUUCUUCCUCAAAGAUGCCGGGUCCUAUGAUUCAAUAUUCGGAUAAGAACAAGUCCUCUACCAAGUCUAAAAUGACCAAACCAGUGUUACCUGAAGACUCCAGAGUGCGAAAAAUUAGGGUCAUCUGCAGUGAUCCUUAUGCUACCGAUUCAUCCUCUAGUGAGGAUGAAGCCGAUAUUACUGAACAAAAGUUCAAAUCAAAGCGAUACAUCAGUGAAAUCAGUCUUCCUCUUCUUAUUGUGCCUGGAUCCACCUCGUUUGAGCCAGAUGGUUCUAGUCAAGACAGCAAUACCAAACUUUCCCUCAAGAGGCAGAGGGCUUUGUCUAAAACCCCAACCUCCACCCCAACAUCACAAGCACCAGCUAGAAGAGUUGGUAUUAGGAGAAGGAAAUGGGGCAAAUGGGCAGCUGAGAUUAGAGACCCAUUCACCAAGGGUCGCAAAUGGUUGGGCACUUUCAACACUCCUGAAGAGGCUGCAAGAGCCUAUGAUGCUAAGAAGUCCGAGUAUGAGUCCAUGAUGAAGGAGGCUGCUGCUUCCACUAAUAAGGGCAUGAACUUGUCCUCUUCUGUUGCUCCCUGUCACUCUGCCAAUGACAACAGCUCCUCUGCUGAGAGUGCCUUGUCUCACACAUCUCCGUCUUCGGUUCUUGACCUGGACACUUCAGUCUCAAACGUGAAUGCUAAGUCCAGAAACUGUGAUGAUCCCAUCACGGAAUGUUUUGAGUUGGACACUUCAGUCUCAAACGUGAAUACUAUGUCCAGAAAGUGUGAUGAUCCCAUCACAGAAUGUUUGGAUGCUACUAGUGUCAUGGAUCUUGAAAUCCCUGCUGAUUUUGGUUUUAUUGAUGAGCCAUUACUAUCUGCUGCUAUUGAUCAAGACUUGAACUUUGGACCAGAGCUCGAUUGCCUGUUUGUGGAUGAUUGGAGACUACUCGACAGCUUUUGUAGCAUGGAUGAUCUCAGUAUUCGCGGAAUUGAAGAUGAAGAAGCUAGUGAGCUUCCCGAUUAUGAUUUUGAUCCUGGGAAUGAAGACAUUGGUUUAGCAGCGCCACUUGCUUCUGCAACACUUGAUAUCAAGUGCCUAUAAGUUUUUGAACCUAGGAAUUUUGAAGCAUAUAAUUAUAUAGAGUUAUGGUUAAGUCUAGUCAGAAACAACUCUUGAGAUGAGUUUUUGUUAAGUGAGGUUUUAAUUUUAUCUUGUUUGCGGAGAGUUAUGAGAGAUGGGAGUUUCAUGCAAUGUUAUUGUUCGGGGGCGUAACCUUGUGGGUUUUUUCUUGUGCUAUUUAGAGCCGUCCUAAGGGUUAUUUACUUGUCUGUUUGCAGAGUUUUAAGAAGGGUUUUGAUCAGCUCCUCUCAUCUCUCAUUCUAUUUCAUAUGCUAAGUUAUAUUAUGAAAUGAUUAAUUCUUCAAAAUUCUAGAGCCAA
Messenger RNA from Tripterygium wilfordii, 2040 nucleotides. RefSeq names its product ethylene-responsive transcription factor ERF118-like. Gene Ontology annotation, molecular function: DNA binding; DNA-binding transcription factor activity. The transcript has 3 exons. NCBI's taxonomy places the organism in Eukaryota, Viridiplantae, Streptophyta, Magnoliopsida, Celastrales, Celastraceae. Gene Ontology annotation, biological process: regulation of DNA-templated transcription. Bases 630 to 1703 code for a protein of 357 amino acids. The record is from RefSeq and is a predicted model, not a curated record.